AGCACGCUCCCCCUCUUUACGGCCCCUCCUCUCGAUCGUCCUCCCAAAACUCUUCUACACGCUCCCCCUCUCGCCGCCGCGUCCAAUCCGAAGUAGCAACCGCGCCGCCGACCAAGCCUUCCGAUGGCGGACAAGGAGCCCGUCGUGGAGCGCCACGUCGCGGAGGAGGAGGGCGAGGACUCCUCCUCCGCCGCGGCCGCCGUCGCCGGCGAGGAGGAGGACACCGGCGCCCAGGUCGCCCCCAUCGUGCGGCUCGAGGAGGUCGCCGUCACCACCGGCGAGGAGGACGAGGAGUCCCUCGUCGACAUGAAGGCGAAGCUAUACAGGUUCGACAAGGACGGGAACCAGUGGAAGGAGAGGGGCACGGGCACCGUCAAGCUGCUCAAGCACAAGGAGAACGGCAAGGUCCGCCUUGUCAUGCGCCAGGCCAAGACGCUCAAGAUCUGCGCCAACCACCUCGUUAUCUCGACCACCAAGAUGCAGGAGCACGCAGGCAGCGACAAGUCCUGCGUCUGGCACGCGGCCGACUUUGCUGAUGGAGAGCUCAAGGAUGAGAUGUUCGCCAUCCGAUUCGGCUCCGUGGAAAACUGCAAGAAGUUCAAGGAUUUGGUUGAUGAGAUUGCGGAGUCGCUUGCAAAGACUGAAGGUGAAAGCGAAGAAGGUUCAUCCGCUGCUGGACUACUGGAGAAACUCAGUGUAAGCGAAAGCAAACCUGAGGAAAGCGCAAAAAAGGAGGAAUCAGCUGAUGCCGGCAAGGAGACAGAAACCAAAACCGAGGCAACCCCUGCAGAGUAGUGGGCGGAGCAGAACCAAACACAACGGUACUGCUGAGCACUGCUUGGUGGAAAGAGUCAGUUUGUCGGUCCUUCCUAUCUAUGGAAGUUGGUAUCCAGUCAGAAGGUGUCUUGAGCAGAGUCCAUUUUCACCCAGUUGGGGGGCCUUCAUGGGUUUGAGUAUCCUACUGUUAAUUAAGAUAUCUGCUCACAGUCUGCGGUUGGCAUUUUGGAUCUGGUGUUGUCUUGCAUUUGUCAAGAACUCGAAAUGUAGUCCAUGAGUAUUGAGUUUGGAACAUUUUGGGUUUGA
This is a messenger RNA of Lolium perenne, 1083 nucleotides long. Its product is annotated as ran-binding protein 1 homolog b. Gene Ontology annotation, biological process: nucleocytoplasmic transport. Gene Ontology annotation, cellular component: nuclear pore; cytoplasm. The record is from RefSeq and is a predicted model, not a curated record. NCBI's taxonomy places the organism in Eukaryota, Viridiplantae, Streptophyta, Magnoliopsida, Poales, Poaceae. Gene Ontology annotation, molecular function: GTPase activator activity.